GCUCCACCCACAAUGCAACGCAAACAAGGGAACCUCGAAGACAAGAGGAGCAAAUGCUCUACUACGUUAAACUGACAUUACCGACAAAAUUAGACCGUUUUGAGGACAACGAUUCUGAGAUUCUGUUAUAACACUUAUUAUACCAAGCGGACGAAACCCGACAACAGUCUUCAGAGCUAUUGUCCUUGUGGGGAAAAAGCGACGCCCACAGGCCGCCGGUGGUACUGCAGGGGUCGGGAGUUGUAAGUGAGACAUUGGGGAGUCUGAAUUAUUUAACGGUGGAAAAUGAGCUCCGAAGAGGCGGCGGCACCAGCGAAGACAGGAACUGAUGACGAUGGCAUGUCCUGGUGGUACCGGUGGAUCUGCAAAAUAGCAGGUGUUCUGGGUGGCGUAUCAUGUGCCACAAUGGGAGUUUGGAAUUGCGUCACUGUGAAUCCCUUAAACAUCGCUGCUGGCGUCUGGAUGGUGAUAACAGCACUUGUGCUGUUUCUCUGUGAGGUGCCCUUCUGCUGUCAGUUUAUUGAGUUUGCAAACGCAGUGGCGGCGCGUGCGGACCAACUGAAGCCCUGGCAGAAAGCUCUCUUUUACUGCGGAAUGGCCCUGUUUCCGGUCUUCCUGAGCUUUUCCAUUACGACUCUUUUCGGGAAUGCCAUCGCUUUUGCCACGGGUGUGCUGUACGGACUGGCAUCUCUGGGAAAGAAGGGUGAUGCGGUGAGCUACGCCCGACUGCAGCACCAAAAACAGGGUGAUGAAGAGAAACAGGCAGGCACCACAGCUGAAUCUGUGCCGUGAAUCUGAUCCUUCACCUCACUCGACCCCUUUACUCCUCUACCUCCAUUCCAUUUCCCUCUCUCUUUCUCUCUCUGUGUAAAAGAUGCAUUACCUGAAUGAAGUGAUUUUCACAGUUUCUUGAGAUCCAGAUAUAUUCUGAUCACAUCAGAUGAAGUCUGAUCUCUGGUUGUUUUUGUGUGUGUUUUAUUUGAUCAAUUAAGAAAAUGGGUUUCAUGUGAAUAUUCUGAUUUAAACUCUGGUGCACAAUUGUUCAUUUCUUUAUUUAUUUCAUCUCGCAUUAUUAAAACACUAUUGAGUUGACUUUGGCUUUUAACUUAUCAAGUUUUUUUCUGAUGAUUUUGAUUUGUGAGACCCAGAGCUGGACAGAAUGAAUGCAUUAACUAUGAUCACCUGCCUUGACUCUUAUAUACGUAAAUUGACCUCAGCACCAGCACAGGGAUUUGGAAUUUUGGCCAUUGGGAUUUUUUCCCAGAAUUCAAUGUUGUCCUAGACGAUUACAAAGAGAAGCAUUUGUGACAUGUAACAAACAAACUCUUAUUUUAAACUGUAAGCAUGAUCAUAUGUGUUUCAACAAUUGCAGGGAUAUAAAGUGAAGUCUGCGUGUGUUUUGCCUUUACCCUGAAACUUGUGCUGCAGCAUGCUUUAGUGUUCUUCAACGGUGAAAUAUCAUUUUGUUACGCUGCUCUAAAACUUAGAAUAUCGUUUUUAUUAGAUUUUAGGUGGAAGAGCGUUUUCUUUGAUGUUGUUUUCUGGUUGUUUCGUUUAAGAGCUUGUUUGCGUGAGUGUAAUUGUGAGCGAUGUGGUGCAUUUUACAGUCGCCCCUCAAGUUAAUACCGUGUCUUCAGGAACUUGUGUUUUUGCAGUCUUAGCUUUUCUCUAAAGUUGCUCGUAUGAAAGUCAAGAGCUCAAGUCAGAGGUCAUUCUGUCGUAUUUUUUCACUAAAGUUUUCACACUGUUACACCAUUUAUUCAGUAUACAAGAUCACACCCUUUUUUUAAGAAAGGCAAGUAUUUUCAUUGUUUAGCUGGUAAAAGCUUUUCCAAAUACACCAUUAAGCCUAGUUAGAUCUCUAACACCACCAGCACUUGAACCAUGCUAAAUGUUAUAAUACCGGUAACAUCUUUUAUACUCAACUCUCUUCUUCAAUAUUUCCCUUCUUUUUUGUUACUGACCCUGGUGUACAAUUCUUCAGACAGCUUUCUUUAGAACUGUUCAUAGCAACACAUAAGUCACUAUAAUCUUUGGUAGUCACAAUAGUAUUGGUCACUUCUAUAUGCACACAAACACUACUGGUUUAAAGAAUGAGAGAUUAAAGAGCAAAAUAGUUAUUAUAGCCCAACCAUUGUUUUCUUGGUUAUUUGUGUAUUUGUGUUGGAUCGAAUGUAUCUGAUUGAUUUUGGAAUGACGUGUCAAAAGCUCUCAUACAAGAGUUUUUUCCAUGUGAUAAAUAAAGGACGUCUUUGAUUUC
Triplophysa dalaica is the source of this 2260-nucleotide messenger RNA. It is a transcript of the gene cacfd1, whose product is annotated as calcium channel flower domain containing 1. The record is from RefSeq and is a predicted model, not a curated record. Gene Ontology annotation, cellular component: membrane. NCBI's taxonomy places the organism in Eukaryota, Metazoa, Chordata, Actinopteri, Cypriniformes, Nemacheilidae. The coding region runs from base 286 to 792 and encodes 168 amino acids. Gene Ontology annotation, biological process: vesicle-mediated transport. The transcript is spliced from 6 exons.